CGGCUUCCGGGCUUUGUGCGCCAGGGCCUCCACCUCCCACUUUCCCUGGGCCCUUCCUUCUUCCGCCCGCCCCGAAGACCACGCCAGACCCUGGGUCUUGAAGCCAGGCAGUGGCCUCCAUGCUGCUGGAAGAAUCGGGGACUGAGCGGUCCAACAUCUUGAAAAAAUGCCGGGACUAAGUUGUAGAUUCUACCAGCACAAAUUUCCUGAAGUAGAAGAUGUGGUAAUGGUGAAUGUACGAUCCAUUGCUGAAAUGGGAGCUUAUGUCAGUCUAUUGGAAUACAACAAUAUUGAAGGCAUGAUUCUUCUUAGUGAGCUGUCUAGAAGACGUAUCCGCUCCAUUAAUAAACUCAUCCGAAUUGGCAGAAAUGAAUGUGUGGUUGUCAUUAGAGUGGACAAAGAAAAAGGCUAUAUUGAUUUGUCAAAAAGAAGAGUUUCUCCAGAAGAAGCAAUCAAAUGUGAAGACAAAUUCACCAAAUCCAAAACUGUUUAUAGCAUUCUUCGCCAUGUUGCUGAGGUGUUAGAGUACAGUAAAGAUGAGCAGCUGGAAAGCCUGUUCCAGAGAACUGCCUGGGUCUUUGAUGACAAAUACAAGAGACCAGGAUAUGGUGCCUAUGAUGCAUUUAAACAUGCAGUCUCAGACCCUUCAAUUCUGGAUGGGUUGGAUUUGAAUGAAGAUGAGAGGCGAGUGCUUAUUGAUAACAUAAAUAGACGCCUGACACCACAAGCUGUCAAAAUUCGAGCUGAUAUUGAAGUGGCUUGUUAUGGUUAUGAGGGUAUUGAUGCUGUAAAAGAAGCUCUGAGAGCAGGUUUGAAUUGUUCCACAGAAAACAUGCCCAUCAAGAUUAACCUAAUAGCACCUCCUAGAUAUGUUAUGACUACUACAACUCUAGAGAGAACAGAAGGACUCUCUGUUCUCAAUCAGGCUAUGGCUGUCAUCAAAGAAAAGAUUGAAGAAAAGAGGGGUGUCUUCAAUGUUCAAAUGGAGCCCAAGGUGGUUACAGACACAGAUGAAACUGAGCUUGCAAGACAACUGGAGAGGCUUGAGAGGGAAAAUGCUGAGGUGGAUGGAGAUGAUGAUGCUGAAGAAAUGGAAGCCAAAGCUGAAGAUUAAGUUUUUGGGGAAAAGAGUCCAACUGGAUGGAGAAAUGCAGACCAGCCCUUCCUGGCUUAGACACCCUAGACUUGGAAGUUUUCCAGUGCUGAAAACUUCAAAAGCUAAAUAUUUUGUAUUUCAAAGUAUUUAAAUGUUUCAACAGGCCAGCAUAUGAAAUGCUUUCCCAAAUGCUGGUUACCUUCACAUAUUGAGUUCUUUUAAAGGGAGUGGCCUAAUUUCACUAGAGACUAAAACCUCACAUUCUGAGAUUAGCCACACAAUCAGGUCUGAGGUUUUCCAUCUCUACUUCCAAUUGGCAGUGCCACCCCCCAACUCCCAAUUUAGUGCCUCUUUGAAAUUUACCAGGAGCACCAAAAGCAAACAAUCCCAAUCUUUCUACAUUCAGUGUAUUCAAGCAGAACAUUCAAUAAAUUUCUGGGAUAUUUAA
Messenger RNA from Monodelphis domestica (gray short-tailed opossum), 1544 nucleotides. It is a transcript of the gene EIF2S1, whose product is annotated as eukaryotic translation initiation factor 2 subunit alpha. Gene Ontology annotation, cellular component: eukaryotic translation initiation factor 2 complex; eukaryotic 48S preinitiation complex. Lineage: Eukaryota; Metazoa; Chordata; Mammalia; Didelphimorphia; Didelphidae. Gene Ontology annotation, biological process: translational initiation. Gene Ontology annotation, molecular function: translation initiation factor activity; RNA binding; ribosome binding. The record is from RefSeq and is a predicted model, not a curated record.